Molecule: messenger RNA, 3742 nt
Organism: Coniophora puteana RWD-64-598 SS2
Lineage: Eukaryota; Fungi; Basidiomycota; Agaricomycetes; Boletales; Coniophoraceae
Exons: 5
Coding region: 59-2500 (813 amino acids)
Cellular component (GO): cytoplasm
Molecular function (GO): protein binding
Source: RefSeq, a predicted model, not a curated record
CCCACCCCCGUCCCCUCCCUCUCCCCCUUCCCUCUGCCCGCCCACGCCGACGACGACGAUGCCUGCACCCCCACAGUUCCCCCAACAGGCCCAACAGCCCUCGUAUCCCGCUCUUUACCUCUACCCGCUCAACGACACCUUCGUCCCCAAGCACAUCUGUCUCGCCGGCGGCCAGCGCAUCAAGAUAGGCCGUCAAACCAACGCCAAGAGUGUCCCCGGAGAGCGUAACGGCUACUUUGACUCGAAGGUGCUCAGCAGACAACACGCCGAGGUCUGGGAAGAGGCAAACAAGAUAUUCAUCAAGGACGUCAAAAGCUCAAAUGGGACCUUUAUCAAUGGUGAACGGCUCAGCCCGGAGAGCGUCGAGUCAGAACCAUUCGAGCUCAAAAGCGACGAUAUUGUGGAAUUCGGUAUCGACAUUAUAGGCGAGGACAACAAGACGGUGCUGCACCACAAGGUCGCCGCCCGCAUCGUCUGCGUCCUUACAGAGGAGGAUGUCCAGAUUGCUGCGCGGGUCGAGCAAAUGCACGCCUCUUCCUCGAACUCCAACACUUCACCUUCCGCCACCUCCCCAUCUCACAUGAUGCCGCAGCAAAACAACUUCUCCUUCCAGCAGCAAGGCCAGCCGCAGCGUCGACCAACACUCCAGAACCCCGCUCUCGGUGGCAUGGGCGGCAUGGCGAACAUGCGGCCACCCGGCAAGGGCGGUCUCACCUUCGACCAUAUCCUCAGUCGGCUGCAGGGUGAGCUCCAGAAAAGCCGCGAUACUGGCACGGAACUGCACUCCCUUUCGAACGCCAUGAGCGACGUUCGCGAUACCCUCGGUGGGCAGCUCCCCCCCAAUCUCCCUCACUACCCCUCAUCCCUGCCCCCCGUCCGUGCUCCUCAAGAACAAUCUGCCCAUAGCUCCGAGUCAGGCGAACCUGCCCCCGACAGCACCUCCUCGUCAGGUCUCGCCGAGCUUCGGUCGGAGCUCUGCGAGACGCAGUCCUCCCUCGCCAGUUACGUUACCAAAGUCAGUGCGCUCGAAGACGUCCUCGCAGAGCACGAAGCCAUCAAGACCGAGAUGUCGUCCCUCCGUGAUCUCAUGGAGGAGCGGAAACGGGAUAUGGUUACGAAACAGGAGGACGAGCAAGAAGAGCAUGACGAGGAAGACUUUGACGACGCGGCGAGCAUAUCCACCAUCAUUCCGCACGAGCUCGAGCGCGUCGAGGAGGAGGACGAGGAAGGUGCCAGCGGCGCGCACGAGGCAGAGGAGACGGAUGACGACCGUCGACGACGACGAGAGGAGCUUGGUCGCCCUCGCACGCCGGAACCGGGUAGUCUCGGCAUGCUGUCAGAGGACUCGUCAGCGUCCGGCGAGACUCGCCGACGGUCGAACACUGGUCCCUCGUCGAAGGCCAUCGACGAUCUCAUGGAGCGCCUGACGGCUCUAUCAACGAAGCUCGAGAGCGCCAUCGAGGUCAACUCGGAGCUGCGGGCCCAGCAUGCCAGCGCCCAGACCACCAUCCAGCAACUUGAGAGCAAGGUCGGCAGCCUCGAGGCGCUCGUCGUCAACACGCAAGAACGGGUGCGGAUGCAAGAGGAAGAGCGCGAACGUGAGCGCGAGGCAGCUGCCAAGGCUCCCCCUCCUGAACCCGAGCCGAAGGAGGAGAGUGAGCGCGAGUCGCUCACUGCGCUCAUCUCCGAGUGGAAGAAGACGGUCGAAGGCCAGUGGAGCACCGUGCGCGAAGAGUGGACUGCCGAACGCGAUCGCCUGGCCAAGGCCCGCGACGAGUGGGAGGGCAAGAUUAGGACGCUCGAGAGCGGGCUCGAGUUGCGCAUCUCCUCGUCAAUCGCAACCCAGGUUUCGAGUCACCUGCAGAACGGCCAUUUUUUACCCCACGGUGACAUCAAGAUCGGCCUGAACGGGACCCACGGUGGUGGUCUCGUCACUCCCCCUAGUCCGGUCAGCGUCGCGAGCAAUGGUCCGCGCAGCAAGGGCCGGAAACGCCGUGGUCGUGCGGGCGGGACCGGAUCGCGCUCGACGUCGCAGUCGCCGGCAAGAUCCCUCUCGCCUGUCUCCCCCAUGGACCUCGGGAACGAGCGGACGCUCAACGGCAUCAAUGUUGAGGGCCUCGCUGGCAAGAAGGGUCUUCGUAGACGACGAGGCUCCCACUCACGGUCAAGGUCGCGCUCGGUGUCGCCGUCGAUCGACGAGAACGAGAACGAGGAUAGCGAGGCGGAGAUGGGUAUCGGCCCGAUAGACUCAAACCCGAAGAUGCGGUAUCCGUUCACGCCUGAUCCUAGCAUUGGCGACUCGUCGUCGUCCGGGUCGGCGGCGCCGAAGGAGAAGGAUGAGCUCGAGCUCGAAGACUCGAUGACGUCAAGUGCGGUCGUCGAGGCUGGCCGGAAGGGUUACGUCUCCGACGGGCAAAUACGAACAGCGAUGAGCCUCUUCGUCGUCGGCGUCGCGACGGCCGUUGUGCUAUGGCGUGUUAAACCGGACUCACUUAAUUAGUGUUCUGGUGCGACGCGCGGUGCCUCCCCUAUGCAGUUUUCUCUCUUCUCAGCAUCUUUCGUUCGGCAUUCGGCGAGGGGGUGAGACCCUCGAUAAUACAGCACAUCAGUAAUCGCGGAUCGGACUUCGGCACAAAUUCUCUAUCGUCCAGCAUCCGGUUGCCUCCACUCAUCCUCCUCCAUCGAUUCAUUCAUCCUUGAUUGUUCUCGCCUCCGCUCGCGGCGCACGCAACGCUCCUUCACCCACUCUCGCCCACCCCCCUCCGCCGCGUGCGCUCGCCACUCCUUCCUGUCGCCCCCACCCUAUGCCUCGACAUGCUGUUCGCGCAGCAGCCUCAUGACCUCACGAUAAUCACGACGACUACCCACUAUCAAUUAUAACACAAGUUCAAGUUCUCGCAGUUGCAGUCGAAUCUUCAGUUAUUCGCCAUGUGCCGUUGUCGUUUGCCGCCCCGCUCGCGUCUUCGUCCGUUGUCCGUAUCGUCUUUAUCGUCUCAUUGUCUAUUGGCUCGUCGCCUAGUCAGUUCAGUACGCCAUUAUCUCUUGUCGCCUCGUCUUGCCUUGCCCCGCCAAAUCCUCGUAUUCAUAUGCACGUUCUCGCACCAGCUUAUUUUCUUCCUUGGCAGAACUCUAAACUCGACAAGUUUCGUCGACGCAUGUCUCUAGCUAUUAGCUCUCGCUCUCGAUACAGAUUUCCCACUUUCUAAUUUAUAUGAUUCUUCGCUCGUGUCAGACGUACAACUCUUGGAUUCACGCGGUUCCGCUUUCGUAGUUUUUUCGGUUGGUUUUUGGAUGGGCGAUGCGUAUCCGGUAUGACCGUGGCGCGGGGGUCCAGAGCGGUGUUUGGAUCGAGGGCAUCGGACUGCCUCUUUUGAAGAGAGCUUGUGGGGUGGAUAGGGGGCGAACAGAGUACGAAGGAUCAAGAUGAACGCGAAGAUGGAGACAACAUGUAAGGCGCAGCGACGCGGUCGAGCAGGUGCAGAAAGCCAGAGCAAGACGAGAGGAGAGGAUGUGAAGGAAGGUGAUUCACUUUAGAUUAGAUUAUCUGUUUAAUGCGCGAGGUUUGGAUCCGGAGGUUGGUGCAUACACGUAUACGUAUGAGUACGAUACGAUAGACGCUGUAGCGUAGCUAUAGCCACACACGGAGGAGGUGUUGUCGGAGGUGUCGGAGGCGUAAAGAGCUUGAAGCUUGACGCAUAGUACAUAUUACCCAUUCGUUCGUAUGUUUUGGUAUGGAUUUCGC